AAAGUAGGCUGAUUUGGCAAUACGACAGUCACGAACACGAACAUCACGAUUCUAUUGUUUACACGUGGCUUUGUUUACAAGAUACGAUGUAAACACAACUCAGACUAUCCAAUAAAAAUUAUCGUAAGACCCAGAAUGGAUUUGCUAGGGUCACGCCCCCUUUUAUUUAGCUAACUUCCGGUAAUGGCGACUAGGAGAAGAAGACGAAGGGUCAGAAUAUAGAUUUUGUCAAAUUAGACAUGUAAAGCAGACAAUAAAGAGGAUCUCCAUCAUGGAGCAGGGUAUUAGUCAAGCUCUGUCUCCGGAUGCUGCAGUAUUUGUCCCUAGACAAUUCUCAAUAGAUGGAACUCUGCAUAUUGAACAGAUUCCAUCCUACAUAACUAACUGCUAUCCCUUUGUGCCUGUGGAUUCAGACAGACAGAGGAAUGUGGGUAGACAUGGUAGAUCACCUCCGCCCUUUUUAGGACCCUCUCCACGACCUAGCAACCAAAGGUUUCUUAGAAGUUAUCCAGGCUUUGGGAACAGGAUGCCUGGGCCUCAGAAUUUUAAUCCUAGCAUUCCCCCUCCCCUAGAUAAUACAUGGAUUAUGCCCCCUACCACUGUUCCACCUAUGAAUUUCUUAAAUUUCCCACCACCAGAUGUGCAUUUCAAUCAGGACAAGGAACUCCUGCAGAAAGAUUCACCUAGGGUGCCAGCUAAACCUGCCUGGUCCCCUCAUGAUGGGGAGAGUAAAGCAGGGCACACAGACAGGAGGGAACAGAGAAGGGGGAGUGGCAGUGAAGGAAAGAGACGGAAUCAGAGAAGUCGAAACAGCUCUGGUAAGAGUAAUACCAGUGAUGGUCAGAGAGAGGACUCAAAAGUAAGCCUGAGGAGUAAGAAGAGGGAGAGGAUCAAAAGUGGUGGAGCCAGGCAGGAGGAGACAACUGUCAGCCAACUGUCAGUCCAGAUGAGGGACACAGCUGUACAGACAGAAUUUUCAGAGACGUUUGCUAAUCAAACUCUCGCACAAUAUCCAAGUCCUAUGUUCAAUCCUAACCUAAGUAGCCCGGGUAAGAGUAGGAUGAUUGGGAGCUCUUCUGAGGACUCAGACAGCGGGUAUCAUAGUCCACUUCAUAGAAAGAAUCAGGUCACGAGUGGUACUCAGCCUGGUGAACCAGUCCCAACACAACAGAAUAACAACAGUAAGACAAAGGCAGGAAAAAGUGUAGAAAGAAUACCCACCAAUCAGACACUGAGAGCAAAGGAAAAGGAAGCCUCUCAACAGAUAUUCUCCUAUGCCUUUAUUGCACAAUCCAAACCUGUGAUAGAAUCCAGUCUGAAGUCAGAGCCAGAGGUGGGGCCAACUGAGAGCAAGAAAACUGAGGGAGAGGAAAGUGGAAAUGAGGGAAAGAAAAAGAGAAAACGAAAUCGAAGGAAAAGAAAGAAAAAGAAAGAAGAAAAUUCAGAGACUGCAGAGGAAAAGCCAGAGGUGGAUUUACCAGGGGUGGAGCUUUACUUCCAAGAUGAGGAAGAGUUUCCAAACCUAAGUGUUGGGCAGGGUAAAGUAGGCGUAGCACAGAGACAACCUCCCAUCUCCUACAGCUCUGUACUGUCACAGACUAAGACUUCUCCACAAAGAAAUGGCCAGAAGAGACAAGAAGAACUUAACUCUAAAUCAGAAAUAGAUCCUCCAGGAGACCAUGUGCGUAACCCUAGACGACGCAGGAAAAAAAUAGAGAUUGUACAGCAGGCUGCAGAGGAGGAGCUAGCUGAGAUCAGUCUGGAGCAGCAGAUGCUAAGGGAACUAAACCUCAAGUCACGAGGGCGCGGUCACCAGACACCCACCAUAACUCCUGGGGGUCAGCCUCGUGGUCACCAGACACCAACCUUAACAACUCCUGGGGGUCAGUCUCGGUCAACCAAGACAGCCAGCCCACAACCAGGAAUACUUAAGGUGCCAGUUCAAAAUCAACCCAUGGGAAAGAAAACAAAGCAGGGGAUCUCCCUGGAUCUCAGUGCUAUGAUUGAUGCAUUAGAGAAAAAGAAACCAGAGGCAAAGAAACCAGUUGAUCAAAAGGUCACCAAGUUUUCUGAGGUCAAAGCUAAGGAAAAUAAGAAGCCUGGAGUUGGACACAAUUUAUUGGACUCAUCAGCACCCCAGAAGAGAGGCAAGGAGAGAGAAAAUCCUAAAGCAAAGAAACCCAGCUCCCUUAAAAAGGUUAUCCUGAAAGAGAGAGAGGAGAAGAAGAAAAUGAGGCUUCUAGAUGAUGCUGAAUCUGCUAAUAAUGGUGUUUCUCUGGGUAUUGGAGUAGUUUCAGGGAAUGAGAGUGACCUGUCACAAGAUGCAUUCAGUUCCAAAGGAUCAGUGGUGGAUUACACCGGUACAGGGACCCCUGCCAGUAAUGACCUGUCUCCUAUCAGCCAAACCUCCCCCAUCAGUAUGAGCCCCCUGUCCCCCGGUGUCAGCCCACAAAGCUCCGAGGUUAACAGCCCUAUAGCAGGGACCAUUGGCAAAGAGGUCCGCAUGAAGAUCCACAGCAGGAGAUUCCGAGAGUACUGUAACCAGGUACUAAAUAAGGACAUAGACAGCUGCUGUACCCAUCUCUUACAGGACCUGGUCCGCUUCCAGGACAGAAUGUACCACAAGGACCCUGUCAAGGCUAAAACCAAGAGAAGAAUAGUUCUAGGUCUGAGGGAAGUUACCAAGCACCUGAAAUUGAGCAAAAUAAAGCUAGUCAUCAUUUCCCCAAAUCUGGAGAAAAUUCAGUCCAAAGGUGGACUGGAUGAUGCAUUAAACAACAUUUUGAACUUGUGCAAUGAUCAGAAUGUUCCGUUUGUGUUUGCCUUGGGACGACGUGCUCUUGGUAGAGCAUGUGCUAAGCUGGUUCCCGUCAGUGUUGUUGGAAUCUUUAAUUACAGUGGAACUGAGGAAAACUUCCAUAACCUGAUGGAACUAUCAGAACAGGCUAGACAGUCUUACAAGGAAAUGGUUAAUGUAAUAGAGCGAGAAAUCAGGGAUUAUCCCACCUUGGGAGCUGCUGCUGCUGUCCCUCAUAUCUAUGCUCACAUGGGACACUCCAGGACUCCCUCAGGAGCCAGUGUACUCAGCUUUACCAGCAGUUUGCUGUCUGAGCCUAUAUCAGAGAAUUAUCCGCAUUCUGAGCCAGAAACAGACUCGGCAGGAUAUGAACUUCCUAGAACCAAGAACAAUCCUCCUCCCUCGAUCAGUCGCGAGUCCAUACAGGCAGCAUACGAGUCACAGAUGAGACUCAUUUAUCCUCAGCUGGAUGUUGACGAGGGUAAUGAAGCAGACACAGAGGAAGGAGUCACUAAAGGUCAUCACCAUGACGAAGGUUCAUCAGACAGCGAUCCAUCAUCAGAGGAGGAUACAAUGAAAGCCUUGCCUCAUAUAGACUCCAUUCACAGCAGUACGUAUGACUUAAGUACUGACAUCCUGUCUCAGAACUCAGGACGAACAGUUGAUAACUGUGAUGCUAUUUCCACACAUUCAUCUCGUACACUCGGUGAUGGUAGCUCCACUCUUCUGGCUGACCCUGGUGAAAGAUCAAGACAUGGGACACCAAAAAGUACAGAAAGUCCUAGUAACACACUGCAGCGAGGGAAGGUGAUAGACUCAGAAAGAAUCCAGAACUGGGUGGAUCAAACCAAGUCCCGCUUAGAGGACCUCCGUCAACUGCAGGAAAAUUCGGAGACAUCCAGCGAGGGUGACAGCAGUGAGGAGGAUACUGUAGAUGAACUCAAUCUAUCAUCUGACAGAAGUAAUAUCCAAUGUGAUAAGGCAAUAUGUGGGACAGACCCCAAGGGUGAUAAGACGUCAUGUGGGAUUGAUGUGGCAGGUGACAAGACACCAUAUGAGGCAGAACCUAAAGGUGAAAAGACACCAUGUGAAUCGGACCCCAAGAGUGAAAAGACACAAUGUGAAACAGACCCCAAGAGUGAAAAGAAAUGUGAAUCAGACCCCAAGAGUGAAAAGAAAUGUGAAUCAGACCUCAAGAAUGAAAAGAAAUGUGAAUCAGACCCCAAGAAUGAAAAAAAAUGUGAAUCAGACCCCAAGAAUGGUAUGAUGCCAUGUGAAUCAGACCCCAAGAGUGAAAAGAAACCAUGUGAAUCAGACCCUGGGGAUAAAGAGCUUGUUAUGUGCCAUGAAAACGAGAAGGUGCUGAAUACUUCAGCAGAAACUGAUAACCAAGAGUUUAUAACAAGUGGUCAGACAACAGGGCUACUGUCCUGACACUGGACAGUGGUCACUAAACAACUCUCAUUACUUUAACUGCUAUCUAUCACAGAAAUGAAGCAUUCUUUAACUAAGGAAGAUCUUUUUGAUUUAA
Messenger RNA from Saccostrea echinata, 4328 nucleotides. RefSeq names its product selenocysteine insertion sequence-binding protein 2-like. The record is from RefSeq and is a predicted model, not a curated record. NCBI's taxonomy places the organism in Eukaryota, Metazoa, Mollusca, Bivalvia, Ostreida, Ostreidae. The transcript is spliced from 17 exons. Bases 272 to 4231 code for a protein of 1319 amino acids. Gene Ontology annotation, cellular component: ribonucleoprotein complex. Gene Ontology annotation, biological process: selenocysteine incorporation. Gene Ontology annotation, molecular function: selenocysteine insertion sequence binding; mRNA 3'-UTR binding; ribonucleoprotein complex binding.